UGGGUGUUUCAUAAAUUAUUGUUGAAUAGUUGCUAUUACCCUUAAUUUCAUUUCUUGUUUUAUAACUGUCAAACUUGUUAAGUGGGCUCUAAUCUAAAUUUUAGAUUCCCACGGUAUAAUUGGUCCGAGAUUAAUAAAUUCAACAACACUAACAUGGAGAUGGGAUCAUUAAGGGAAUUAAGAAGUAGUGUCUAUAGUUCUAUUGUCUUGGCUUUAUGUUGGAGAUAGAUGCCCAAGUGCCCAAGUUACAAUGAAAAGGAACAAAUGCUUUACAGUUCAUGUUAAUAAUGUAGCUGCACAUCUUUCUUUUCCACAAGCUAUCUUGACUAAAACUGGCAGAACACCAGAUACCCUCCUUACUAGGAUGUUUUGUAGAGAUGCAACGCAAGUACCCUCAUGCUCAUGCUUAACAUUAUUGAAUGUGUAUUUUUCUCUUCUAGUUUCUAUAGGACCCCUAAAUAUAAUGUUUAAAGUUUCUCUUUGUAUAAUUGAAAGAAGUAGGUACCAGAUGUUGCAACCUAGAAUUAGUAAUAUUAUUUCUUUUAUCUUAUGAUGCUACCUAUCAAUUUCAUAAUGUCAAUGUUGGAUUAUUUCUACCUGAGAAAGUGUUGGCUUCUCUUUUUGAAUUGUUAUGGAUUUUCCUUCUAUGAGUAUUAAUGAUGAACUAUAGUUAUGUAUUCAGUUUCGGUUUCGCUGAUGAUAUUUAUUCUCUUUUGUAUUACCUUUUUUUUCGGCGGUGUAUGGGAAUUUGCCUUCUCAAAGCCAGUUAGCGGAUUAGGAAUUCGUUGUUACUCAGCAUUCAGCUAUACCACAGGGGAUUUUGCAAAUCCAACUUUAAUAAUGGUUUUGGCUGGAAACAAGGCUGACUUGGAAGAGAAGAGAAAAGUAGGGACUGAGUUGUCAGAACAGUUGCAAGGUUCAAGCCUUGUGACAGGGAGGAAGCUGGGAUCCCCUUUCCGGAAACUCAAAUCUCUUCUGGCAUGAGAUGAAGAAAUGGACCGUGCAUCGGAAAUCUAGCAAAAGUACUUGGUGGAGCUCAACCUUCCUCUGAUGGUGGCAUGAGAACCAGAAUGAAGACAAUGAGUUAGUGCAGACAUCAGUUUUGGAUUUUUGUUCUUCCUUUUCCUUUUGGGCUUCCCCUUUGUACCACUUGUGGGAUGUAGUUGUCUCUUAUUUGAAUUUAGCCCUUUGUGGGCUGUCUGUAAUCGACUAGACUCGUUGCCCUCAAUUAAUGCAUUAUACAUUUUUAA
Molecule: messenger RNA, 1250 nt
Organism: Rosa rugosa (rugosa rose)
Lineage: Eukaryota; Viridiplantae; Streptophyta; Magnoliopsida; Rosales; Rosaceae
Exons: 3
Coding region: 673-984 (103 amino acids)
Source: RefSeq, a predicted model, not a curated record